AUGAAGCGAUUUGAUCGUUUAGGAAGUGCUGCUUUUGUUACUGUGAUCAUUACAUUAGUUUUUCAUCUAAUUGCAAUGUCAUUUACCAAUUGGAGAGAAAUCACUUGUAAUGGUUGUGACAGUUUUAGUCAGUUUGGAUCAUGGUCAACAGGAAUUACAACGCGGUGUUACACAACAUCAAUGGCAUCGAUUUUCGAUCCUUUGAAAAGUUCAACAGAAAAUUCAAAUGAUCAAUCAUUUCAAGCAAAAGUUUGUAUGCCGAAUCAGAUGUUAAUGGUCAAUAAUCUUCAAUAUGCAUCAACGUGUCUUGAUGUAGUGAAUAUGUAUGGUGAUAUCGCAUGUAGUAUGCAAGAUGUUAAUAACAACUAUUGUAAAUGCGAUUAUUUACCUCGAACGAAAUUAACUUUAGGAACAACAAUAAUAACAUCAUUUGCAUUGGGAACUUUAGUAUUUUUAUCACAUUUAGUUGCUUUUGUUAAAAAAGAUUAUAUUGUUCAAUGGUUAAUUCCAACUUGUUAUGGUCUUUUAUUUGUUGCUGUUAUAUUCAUUUUAAUAACAUUAAUAUCAGCUGGAUCAGGUUUAGAUGAAGAUGCUAAUGAACUUCGAUUUACUUCGACGAUUAUUCGAGUGAUUUAUUAUAAUGAUUCAUCAACUGCAAUCAAAAUUCAACAAUCGAUUAAAGCAAAUUCAACUGUAACAUAUCAAACUAAAGUUGGAUGGUGUUUUGGAAUGGAAAUUUUAGCUUUUUAUUUCUCGCUUAUUUCAUUAGUUCUUUAUUUAAUUAUGUUUUUAGUUGGAAAAAGACCUGAUGCAAUCAAACCAAUUAUGAAAUCUUCAUCCGAAUGUCUAUUAACACUUGAAAUUGAUGGAAAGAAAUCUGAAUGUUCUCCAUUGAAUUGUACUCAAUUUUCAAAUCCGAAACAAAUUCUUUCAAGUUCAUGUCAAAUAAAUUCAUUAAAAUUAUUUUUCACAAAUCAAGAAUAUUUUCUUGACUUUCUUGAUACUCAAUUUCAAAGUGAUGUUCUACUUGAAGAAUUUUUCAUCGAAAAUCAAAAUCAAAACACAAUUCAAAUUGAAAUCGAUUUGUACAAUUUUCAAGAAAAUGAUGAACUUUUUUCAUCAGAUAUGUUCACUUAUCUUGAAGGAGAAAAGGAAAUUAUUGAAAUAUUUCAAUUGAAAAUUAAUCGAUGGAUUCAAAUAAAACAAAAUUCGAUUCAAUUUAUUGAUCCAAAUGUUCUUUAUGAACAAUCAUUUAAACAAAUUCAUCUCACAUUUUUCUGUUAUUCAACUUCAACAUUUGUCCAUUGGAUUUUAUUUCAUAACAAUGAUAUUCAAGAAAAAUCACCAUGUUCAACACAAAUUCAAAUUCAAUCAAUAGAUGAUCUAUUACGAGAAGAAUCUCAGAUAUUCCAAAUCAAUCAAACUAUUAUUUCAACAAAACCAAAUGAAAAACAACAUUCAAAUCAAUUCAAUAUUUCAUCAAUUCUCGUGAUAUUCUUCAUUAUUAUAUCAAUAUUUGUUGGUGUUUAUUAUUAUCAACGCUUGCAAAACUCACGAAAACUUAACGUGAAUAUUGAUACCACAAUGAGUGAAAGUGAACAAUCAAUCAUCGAUUAA
Molecule: messenger RNA, 1617 nt
Organism: Adineta ricciae
Lineage: Eukaryota; Metazoa; Rotifera; Eurotatoria; Adinetida; Adinetidae
Source: the annotation of a GenBank genome assembly